UAAGGCAAACGGACUGACAUUUAAAUACUAUCCUAAAGGAAAACUUUGACUUCAUUGCGCGAUGAUUUGGCUGUAGAGUUGCGCUGCGCGGAAAGUACGCGUUUUAGUGCAUUCGAGGCUUGUGACUCUUUCCGUAACAAAUCGCUUCUCUAUUCCUGAAUUCGCCGUCUGUCGUUUCUUGAGAGUUGAACACAUAAUUAUGCGGGAAACAGCUCCAUGGAAUACAGCUUGUAAUUUGUCAGCCAAGUAAUAACAUCCAAAUCUAAUAUGUUUAGUCUUUCUGAAGUUGCCUCACUUAAUGAUGUCCUGCCAACAUAUCGAAUCCUGAAGCCAUGGUGGGAUGUCUUUAUGGACUAUCUUGGGAUAGUCAUGUUGAUGUUAGCCAUCUUUGCUGGGACAAUGCAAUUAACCAAAGACCAAGUGGCAUGCCUUCCCAUUCUAGAGGAAAAGCAAGAGAUCCUGAGAGCAAGCCACUAUACAACAGAGAACCCACAGGAGACUUCCACAUCUUCACUGGGUUCUGAAACUUCAUCCACUCAUGAUCUUUCCGACAACAUUAUGCAUGACAUGUAUCUCAGUCAACAUAUUCCCAUUAGGAGCAAAAUGGUCAGUUCCAUACCUCAACCCAGAGGACGCCCAACAAACCUAGACUAUCAGCAGUACAUUUUUGUCAACCAAAUGUGUUACCAUGUUGCCUUGCCAUGGUACUCCAAGUAUUUUCCUUAUCUUGUUCUGAUACACACUAUAUUGUUGAUGGUCAGCAGCAAUUUUUGGUUCAAAUACCCCAAAACAAGCUCAAAGAUUGAACACUUUGUGUCAAUCCUGGGCAGAUGUUUUGAGUCACCCUGGACCACAAAAGCACUGUCUGAAACAGCAUGUGAAGACUCUGAAGAAAGCAAGCAAAGAAUCAUGGCUGGCCAGAUGGCUUCUAAACAAAUAUCCACAGACAGUCGAGAAGACAGUGCUGGUUCAUCCACACCUAUAUUAGAGAGCAAUAAGGUAAACUUUUCUGCUGAGAGGUUCUCUGCUGUUCCUGAAGGUCCAAGCAUGACCAUUUUGGACAAAAAAGAUGGAGAGCAGGCCAAGGCUCUUUUUGAAAAGGUGCGGACAUUUCGAGCUCAUGUGGAAGACAGUGACUUUAUUUACAACCUCUAUGUGGCACAAACAUUCAUCAAAGCACUAAAGUUAAUUUUAAUCCUGAGCUACACGUCUACUUUUGCAGCAGCCAUCAAAUUCUCCCAUAUAUGUGAACCUAAAAUUGAGCACCUAACUGGUUAUGGUAGGUUCUUCUGCACUCACAACAUGGCUUUCAUGUUGAGGAAACUCCUUUUCACAUUCAUGGCCAUAAUUGGCCUUUAUGGCCUUGUGUGCCUUUAUGCUCUCUUCUGGCUCUUCCGUCGCCCACUGAAGGAGUAUUCUUUUGAAAAAGUCAGAGAAGAGAGCAGCUUCAGUGACAUCCCUGAUGUCAAAAAUGACUUCGCUUUUCUUCUGCAUAUGGUAGAUCAGUAUGAUCAGUUGCAUUCAAAGCGUUUUGCUGUUUUUCUGUCUGAGGUCAGCGAGAACAAACUGCGAGAAAUUAGCCUUAAUCAUGAAUGGACGUUUGAGAAACUUAGGCAACACGUAAGCUGCAAUGCCCAAGAAAAGCAGGAGCUACACCUGUUUAUGCUCUCAGGACUACCUAAUUCUGUGUUUGACCUCACAGAGCUUGAAGUUCUUAAAUUGGAACUUAUUCCCGAAGUCAGAAUUUCAGCCAAGGUCUCACAAAUGAUGAAUUUAAAGGAACUACACCUGUAUCACUGUCCCGCAAAAGUUGAACAAACAGCUUUUACUUUCUUUAGAGACCAUUUGCACUGCCUUCAUGUGAAGUUUACAGAUGUUGCAGAAAUUCCUGCAUGGGUUUAUCUGUUGAGGAACCUUAGGGAAUUGUAUCUGGUUGGUAACCUAAACUCAGAACACAACAAAAUGAUUGGUUUAGAAUCCCUAAAGGACUUAAGACACCUGAAGAAAUUAUAUCUCAAGAGCAAUCUGAACAAGAUGCCCACAAAUCUCACAGACCUCUCACCACAUCUUGUCAAAUUAGUGGUACACAAUGAUGGAACUAAACUGUUGGUACUGAACACACUUAAGAAGAUGACAAGUUUAACUGAACUGGAGCUCCAUAAUUGUGAGCUAGAGAGAAUUCCCCAUGCUGUUUUCAGCUUGACUAACCUACAAGAGCUGGAUUUGAAGUCCAACAGCAUUUGUACCAUCGAAGAGGUCAUCAGCUUUCAGUACCUGAAGAGACUGACAUCCCUCAAACUGUGGCAUAACAAAAUCACUGCUAUUUCACCAACUAUAAGUUAUGUGAAGAAUCUUGAGUCAGUGUACCUUUCCUACAACAAACUGGACAGCCUUUGUGUAUCUUUGUUUCAUCUUCCAAAGCUGAGGUACCUGGAUCUCAGUCACAAUUCCAUAUCUUUGAUUCCAGAUGAGGUAGGACUUCUCCAAAACCUGCAACACUUUGCUAUCACUGGAAAUAAGCUUAGGUCUCUUCCUGAACAGCUGUUUGAAUGCACCAAACUAAAAGUCCUCUGUGUGGGGCACAACAGCAUUGCAAUCCUCCCAGACUCUAUUGGAGAGUUGCUACAGCUCUCUCAGCUAGAGUUAAAAGGAAACUGUUUAGACUACCUUCCAUGCCAACUUAGCCAAUGUCGUCAUCUUAAAAAGAACUUCUUCAUUGUGGAGGAUCAUCUUUUUGACACUCUCCCCCUAGAGGUAAAGGAGAACAUGAGUAGAGAUAUUGUGUAACAAAGAUGUAUAUAAUUUGAACACAAUUUAAAGUGCUUUUAUCACCUAUACUUAAUCCUUUAGCCACAGAGGACAUUCUUAUGAAUGAUAUAACCAAGUAAAGAUGGUAAUGUCCAAGAUAAAUGAAAUCACUUUUGUAUGUAUUGUAACUUGUUUUGCUACAGUUAACCUCUUGUAGAAAGAGUAAGACGCUAAAGGAGUUCAGGAGUUCGGCAAGACUAGAAGGGAUUGUGGUCAACAGAUGAAUGUAUUCUCCAAGAUACAAAGUGAAUUCAUUUUAUACAUUUUUGCCAAAUGUGAUUUUUAAAUGCGAAUGCUUCCCUGAUUACCCAGUGGCAAAAUGGAAAUAUAUAUGUAUAUCUAAGUACUGUAUUGUGAAAUAUGUAUUUUUAAAUUGUAACAUAUUUUAAUGUCUUAAAGUUGUUAUACCAGGUUUGAAAACAAAAGUGUAGGAUAGUGUAGAAUUAUACAUAUUAGAAUUAUUAAUUGAACAGCAGAUCUCAAGGUUGUAUAUCUGCACAAAUAAUGAAUUCAUAACAGUUGAAAUAUAAAGUAAUCCCCCAGAGGGGGGUGGGGGUGGUGAGUCCAUAAUGCAUAUUGAUAAUAAAUUAUAAACAAAAAAUAUUAAUAGAAUUAUAUAGUGAAUUGCAUUGAAUGAUGGUUUGUUUUCAAAUAGUACUCUGUUACCCAGUGUGUGUGUGUGUGUGUGUGAUAAAACGGUUGUCUUUGCUGAGUGACAAAUUAAUAUUUGAAAUGCCUCUUUUGAAUUCUGCCAGGACCACUGGGUGUAUUUAUAUACAUAACAAAAAUGAAUGAUUAAAUAUGUACAAAAGUA
Molecule: messenger RNA, 3622 nt
Organism: Electrophorus electricus (electric eel)
Lineage: Eukaryota; Metazoa; Chordata; Actinopteri; Gymnotiformes; Gymnotidae
Source: RefSeq, a predicted model, not a curated record